Messenger RNA from Emiliania huxleyi CCMP1516, 1317 nucleotides. RefSeq lists its product as hypothetical. Gene Ontology annotation, molecular function: nitrate transmembrane transporter activity. Gene Ontology annotation, biological process: transmembrane transport. The transcript has 5 exons. The record is from RefSeq and is a predicted model, not a curated record. The annotation marks the transcript as partial. Lineage: Eukaryota; Haptophyta; Isochrysidales; Noelaerhabdaceae.
GCGACGGUGCUCCAGGUGACGACGGCGGCGCAACCGCACAUGAGGGCAUUCCACCUCGCGUGGCUGGGCUUCUUCUCCACCUUCUUCUCCACCUUUGCGCCCGCGCCUCUGAUGCCGUACAUCAAGCCGGCUCUCGGCAUCUCGAAGCGCGAAGCUGCGGUCGCUGGCAUGGCGAGUGACCUCGGCUCCAUCUCAGGCUCCACCAUCUUCUUCCGCCUCAUCAUGGGGCUCGUCGCUGACACGAUUGGCGCCCGGCGGGGAAUGGCGGCCUGCCUGCUGGUCACCACCCUCCCCAUUCUCGGCAUGAUGUACGUGCAGGACGCCACGGGCUUCAUCGUGUGCCGCGGGCUCAUCGGCAUCAGCCUCGCCUCCUUCGUCGCCUGCCAGGCCCUUCCCUCUCUCCCCACAGCCGACUCAUGCAAGGCGUGGGUCAGUGUCAUGUUCAGCAAGCCGAUCGUCGGCCUGGCCAACGCCACGGCCGGAGGGUGGGGCAACCUCGGCGGCGGAAUCACCAACCUGGCGAUGCCGUUCGUGUUCCUCGCCGUGCGCGACUCCUUCGCCCCGGGGGACAACGACGCGGCCUGGCGGCUCUGCUUCUGGCUCCCGGCCCUGCUCCACUUCGGCACCGGCCUCGCCACGCUCACCGGCCGCGACUUGCCCGACGGGAACGUCGACGAGCUCGAGCUCUCGGGCGCCAAGCAAAAGUCGCGCUCGGACGUCGUCCUCAAGGUUGGCUUCUCGAACCUCAACGGCUGGCUGCUCUGCGUGCUCUACGGCAUGUCGUUCGGCGUCGAGCUGACCGCGGCGACCUACUUUUUCGAGUACCACGGCCUGUCGGUCAAGCUCGCGGGGGCGCUCGCCUCGAACCUCUUUGCACGCUCGCUCGGCGGCAUCGCCUCGGACUGGCUCGGGAAGCGCUUCGGCAUGCCGGGCCGCAUUUGGAGCCUCUGGAUCAGCCAGGCGCUCGAGGGCGUCUUCUGCUGCCUGCUCGGCCUGACGACGAGUGGCAUGGCCCUCGAGGAGAUCCCGGCCUCAAACACGGCCGGCCGCUGCGUGCUGCUCCUCUCCGUCUUUUCGAUCUUUGUGCAGAUGGCCGAGGGAGGCACGUACGCCAUCGUGCCUCAGGUGAGCCGGUCGGCGCUCGGCGUCGUCUCCGGCAUCGUGGGCGCGGGCGGCAACCUCGGCUCGGUCGUGACGACCGCCGCCUUCUUCGCGUCGUCCGACGCGCGCACCGACGACUCCUUUAUCAAGAUGGGCCUCGCCAUCGUCGCAUCCUCCUGCCUCUGCGCCCUGCUCUACUGGCCCGACGAGGCGUGA